GAUAAAAGACGAGAUAAACAGGCUCAAGAAUUAGCUAGAUGGCAGGACACGGCGGUAAGUGGUCACUUGUGCUGUAAAACACCAGAUUAAAUAAUUUAGACUACGUUCAAGAACAUGUAUAUAUAUCUGCAUGCACCAUGCUUAACUCAGCAGUGAGUUCUGUGCGACAUCAGAUCACUUUAAGAAUGCCCAAAUGUAAAGAACAUGUACUACCUCUGUAUAAUUUACAAUGCUUAACUCAGCAGUGAGUUCUGUUCAACAUCAGAUCACUUUAAGGCAGCUCACAUACUUCUGCAUGAUCUAACCAUGCUUAACUCAGCAGUGAGUUCUGUACAACAUCAGAUGACUUUAAGGUGGCCCACAUUCAAGAACAUGUACUACCUCUGCAUGAUCUAACAAUGCUUAACUCAACAGUGAGUUCUGCAUACGACAUCAGAUAACUUUAAAAACAGCCCACAUUCAAGAACACGUACUACUUCUGUAUGAUUUACCACGCUUAACUCAGCAGUGAGUUCUGUACAACAUCAGAUGAUUCAGAUCACUUUAAGAACAGUCCACAUUCAGGAACAUGUACUACCUCUGUAUGAUUUAAGCAUGCUUUACUUUGCAAUGAUUUUCAGUUGGACAACAUUACAAGAGCUGUUACCUUUAAACUGUACAUUUAUUCUCAUAGAAUCAUGAUUUAAUCCGGCAACGAAACAGAAAAAGAGAUAAUUUUGAUGUGGUUUUCAAGAAAGAUGCAGUGCUGAUACGCGAUAGCAAGAAAGCAAAAGGCAGAGGUAUCAGCCCUGGAGCACAACGCGGACCAACAGUACAGACUGUACAGUAA
Paramuricea clavata is the source of this 829-nucleotide messenger RNA. Lineage: Eukaryota; Metazoa; Cnidaria; Anthozoa; Malacalcyonacea; Plexauridae. The record is from the annotation of a GenBank genome assembly.